Cinclus cinclus is the source of this 1861-nucleotide messenger RNA. It is a transcript of the gene SERINC5, whose product is annotated as serine incorporator 5. Bases 1 to 1245 code for a protein of 414 amino acids. NCBI's taxonomy places the organism in Eukaryota, Metazoa, Chordata, Aves, Passeriformes, Cinclidae. The record is from RefSeq and is a predicted model, not a curated record. The transcript is spliced from 11 exons. Gene Ontology annotation, cellular component: membrane.
AUGUCCGCCCGCUGCUGCGCCGGCCAGUUGGCCUGCUGCUGCGGUACUGCUGCUUGUUCCUUGUGCUGCAAAUGCUGCCCCAAGAUAAAACAAUCAACCAGCACCCGCUUCAUGUAUGCGCUUUACUUCAUCCUGGUGACCAUCAUCUGCUGUGUCAUGAUGUCUACAACAGUAGCUAAUGAAAUGAAAACUCAUAUUCCCUUCUACAAACAGAUGUGCCAGGGUAUUCAGGCGGGUGAGAUGUGUGAGAAGUUGGUGGGAUACUCUGCAGUGUACAAAGUCUGUUUUGGAAUGGCCUGUUUCUUCUUUUUAUUCUUCUUGUUCACCAUCAAAAUUAACAACAGCAAAAGCUGCCGAGCAUACAUUCAUAAUGGAUUCUGGCUUAUUAAACUUAUAGUUCUGGCAGCCAUGUGCUCAGGAGCCUUCUUCAUUCCUGAUCAGGACACUUUCCUCAAUGCCUGGCGCUACGUGGGAGCAACAGGAGGGUUCCUUUUUAUUGCCAUUCAGCUCAUCCUGCUGGUUGAGUUUGCACACAAGUGGAAUAAAAAUUGGACUGCAGGUGCAAACCACAAGCAGAUGUGGAAUGGUUUGCUUGCCUUGGUCACUCUCAUGCUGUACUCUGUUGCUGUGGCUGCCCUGCUCCUCAUGGCUCUUUUCUACACGCGCUCAGAGGGCUGCAUGUACAACAAGGUCCUGAUUGGGGUGAACGGGGGCCUGUGCCUCUUUGUGUCCCUGGUGGCCAUAUCACCCUGUGUCCAGAACCGCCAGCCCCAUUCUGGCUUGCUGCAGUCAGGAGUUAUCAGCUGCUAUGUCAUGUACCUCACUUUCUCAGCACUGUCCAGCAAACCACCAGAAACUAUCCUGGAUGAAAACAACCGGAAUAUCACAAUCUGUGUACCUGAAUUCAGCCAAGGCCUGCACAGAGAUGAAAAUCUGGUUACUGGCUUAGGUACUACAAUUCUGUUUGGCUGCAUUUUAUAUUCUUGUUUGACCUCAACGACACGUGCAAGCUCAGAGGCACUGAAAGGAAUAUAUGCAACAGCUGAAACCGAAGUGGCUCGUUGCUGCUUUUGCUGUGUACCUGACGGAGAUGUUGAUGCUGAAGAGCAUGUUGAAAAAAGGGGAGGCCAGACUGUGGUUUAUGAUGAGAAGAAGGGCACAGUGUACAGUUAUGCCUACUUCCACUUCGUUUUCUUCCUGGCUUCUCUCUAUGUGAUGAUGACAGUAACCCAUUGGUUCCAGUAAGUGUAUUUCUUUCAUGCAUUUUUUUAAUGCUGAUAAAUGAACAUCUCUCUGUGUUGAGAGGGAAGAUGCGAACAGGAAAUUCUGCUGUUUGGGUGUUUCCUGUCCUUAUGGUAGAUGUUUGAAGAGACAUUACAAAUCUUUCUUGGGCUUUCUUGAGCAAGAUCUCGCUCUAUAAAGGGUUGCUCUCCCUUGCUUCCUGUAAUGGGUUAACCUAGUUAAAGUCUUUUAUGUCAGGUUUUGUUUUUUUUUUUUUUUUCCUUAACAGUUACGAAAGUGCUCAGAUUGAAAAAUUCUUCACUGGAACCUGGUCUAUCUUCUGGAUUAAGAUGGUCUCCUGUUGGGUUUGUGUCUGUCUAUACUUAUGGACUCUUGUUGCUCCACUCUGUUGCCCAACCAGAGAGUUCUCAGUGUGAACAGUUAAAAGGUCAUUUUAAGUAAUUUUAAGUUUCUUCUUCUCCCCUUUUUUUUUUAAGUGGAAUGAGGAAACACCUAUUACCCACUUACCAUAAUGUACCAGUUGUUACCUUUUUAGUCAGACUAAAGAAAUUAUGGAAGACUUUUUUUAUACCAUUUUUUAUUAUCAUGAACAAGCAUUGCCUAAGGGAACAAAUCUGUU